AUGGUGGCCAAGAAGCUCAAGCACUACUUCCAAGAGCAUCCCAUCAAGGUGGUGUGCACCACUCCCCUUGCGGAAAUCAUCGGCAGCAAGGACGCCAAUGAGUACGAGGCGCUCAUCCAUGGGCUCAAGCUGGCCAAGGAAAUCGGCGUGCGUCACAUUCUGUGCUUCGGUGACUUCGACCUGUGGAUUGAAGCCAAGCCGAUCAAGAAACUGGAUGGCUCCACAGCCAUCUCCUUCCUCAAGGACAUCAUAGUGCGAUACGGCUAUCCCCACAGCAUCAUCACUGAUAACGGCACCAACUUCGCCCAAGGCGUCUUCUCCCACUUCUGCGGGGAAAAAGGAAGCCAGCUGGACCUAGCUUCUGUGGCACGCCCAGAGUCCAAUGGACAGGUGGAAAAAGCCAACAGGUUGAUUCUAGCCGGCAUCUGGCCCCGGCUGGUGGGGCCGUUCGAGCGAGUAGCCGGCUGCUGGAUUGAAAAGCUGCCCUCCGUACUAUGGAGCAUGCACACCACGCCAAAACGCUCUUUUGGCUUCACGCCAUUCUUCCUCGUUUAUGGAGCCAAAGCCGUCCUGGCAACUGAUAUCGAGCACGACACGCCAAGGAUCAAGCUAUACACCAAACCGGAAGCCAAAGAGGCCUACGAAGAUGGAGUCGACUUGGUCGAAGAGGCCCAGCUGUUGGCCGUGUCCUGUGACGCCAUCACAACUAGAAGGUUCAACCCUUGGCAUUUCGAGAAGGUGGCCCAGUGCUCCGGCUGA
Molecule: messenger RNA, 759 nt
Organism: Lolium perenne
Lineage: Eukaryota; Viridiplantae; Streptophyta; Magnoliopsida; Poales; Poaceae
Biological process (GO): DNA integration
Molecular function (GO): nucleic acid binding
Source: RefSeq, a predicted model, not a curated record